Molecule: messenger RNA, 5441 nt
Organism: Octopus bimaculoides (California two-spot octopus)
Lineage: Eukaryota; Metazoa; Mollusca; Cephalopoda; Octopoda; Octopodidae
Biological process (GO): regulation of transcription by RNA polymerase II
Cellular component (GO): nucleus
Molecular function (GO): RNA polymerase II cis-regulatory region sequence-specific DNA binding; DNA-binding transcription activator activity, RNA polymerase II-specific
Source: RefSeq, a predicted model, not a curated record
AUUACAACUGAAUUAAAUAUUGAUAGAGAGGAAUGUGGAAAGAAGAUUUGAGCCAGAGUAAUUGAAAAUCCUUAUUGAUGAAUUUUACAUAUAUGCAAAGAUCACCUUUCAGAGUCAAAGUUCGAAUACUAAGCAUAGCCUGAGCAGCAGAAAUGGGCUGUAAAUAAAGUGUAAGAGGUUAGCAUGGAGAGGAGCAGCACAUGUAGUUUGAAUGCUAGUGGAUGGAGUCCAGGCUGGAAUGGAAUUUGCAAAUAUUAAAGAAAUGGUGGUAUAAUUGUCCAGCAUAUUUAGCAUCAUUUCAUGAUUUAGGUUUUAGUUUAAUUUGGUUGUGACUGGAGACCAUAACACUAACUACACUACUUUAGCCAUGAUAAAUGUCAGUGGCUACUAACAAGCUUCUAGGAAACAUAACCAGCAAAACAACCAUAAUGGCAACCCACUUUGCUUAUGUAUAGUACAUUGCAGAGUCUGCAUGCCAUGGAAUAUAUCAGGAAAAUUUAGACACAACACACACAAACGCUUUUUUUUUGUCUUCAGAGUAAAUUACAAAUUGCUUAGUCUUUCCUUCAUAGAACUACAGUCUUCUGACUCUCCCACCUCAAGUAUGCUGUUUCUGCAAUGUUCAGUUGAACAUCAACUGCACAAUGCACCUAGGCCAGCAAAGAUUAUGAGCACUUCCCUCUCUUUCUAUUUCAAAUUAAAGCAAAGAAAAGUUAAAAGGAAUAUGGAAGUAGUAAUGGUUAGUGCAAAACAACACUGACACUUUAGUUUAUGCAUAACUGUAUACAUCAUCAUCAUCAUCAUCGUUUAACGUCCGCUUUCCAUGCUAGCAUGGGUUGGAUGAUUUGACUGAGGACUGGCAAGCCAGAAGGCUGCACCAGGCUCCAAUCUGAUCUGGCAGAGUUUCUACAGGUGUAUGCCCUUCCUAACACCAACCACUCCGAGAGUGUAGUCAAAUAACUGUAUACACAUGUAAGAUAUGUUUUCCUAUUUCCCCAUUGUAUAUCUUCACAGUUUAAAUUGCUACAGAAACAGGUUGUUGAUUUUAAAAAGUUAUAUAAAUCUUUUCCAAUACCUUUAUUACAUAAGAAAGUGUUAAUUUGUCAGAUCCUUAUUAUUAAAUUAAAUAUAAUUAGAUAUUAUAAUAAUGAAAAUAUUGCAUACAGUGCUCAGGUGUAUACAAAAGUGUGUAUAAAGCAUAUGCAGUGUUGUACAAAUGUUUGUUGUUUAAAGUUUUACUAUACUAGGGUAUUCACAGUAUAUAUUUAUUUCGUUGUUUUAUUUACCAGUUUAUUAUUCUGAUCAAAUUUCUAUUUUAACAUGCAACUCGUGAUAAAUCAUCAAAUCAAGGCUUGCAGACAAUUUUAACAAGAGCUUCAAACGGAAAAUGCAAUACUAGUAGUAGACUAUCAGUAGUAGUAGUAGUAAUAGUAGUUGGUGAUGAUGAUGAGCACUAUGAUUACGUUCAGUACAUAUAUACUUGCGUAUAUUUUUAUAUAGGGCUAUGAUGUUUUAAGAACACUUUCCCUAUGACUUUGGAUAGCUGGUGGUGGCUAUAGGUUCAAACAAAUCCUAGAAGACAAUAAGAGGGUUAACGGGCGUUUUGGCAUUGUUGAAUCUACACAAGGCCCCUUUUUGACACUGAGAGUAUUUUUCCAGAUCUUGAACCACUAAAAACAUAUAUGAAUUAUCAUAAUUACGGAAAAACUAAAUAAAGCUAUAUUUCUUAAUAUAUUAAUAUUAUCAUUUUUUUCUUUUUAAUAAUUUUUUGUUUACCGUCCUCGGCAUGUAAAAGGGAGGUGACUCUCUGUUGAAACCAUCACAUUUCAAUUUCACUACAUUUAGUGUGUGAGUGCGUGUUUGCAUCUGUGUGUAUAUGUUUGUGUGUACGUGUGUCUGCCUUCUGUAUCAAAUCGUUCAUUACCAAAGCAGCCUCAUCAAAACGCCUGUGCUCAAUCCCCCCAUUACGGUUAUCAGAUGACACUCAGAUUGAAGUAUUUUACUGCAAAUUAUCAACAUUUUUAUCCACUUUUAAAGACUAAAAAUAACUAAUGUCAGCUUGUUCUUGCAAUUUUUGGUUGAAAUAAUGUGAAAUAUUUCCUUGGGGUUGAGAUUAUUUGCAAAAAUUUGUACAAUUACUGGAAGAUUAAAAUGACAUUUCAAAUAACCUUUGAGUAAGACCUUUCACACCCCGUUAAUCCAAUUUUGUUGUUUGGAUGCUCAUUAUAAUUGCAAAAUUCUAUUCAAAUACAUCCAUGUGGAAGUUCCUUCUUAAGAGCUGAAACAUAAUUAGACUUUAACAAAGACUAUCAGACAUGGAAACUAUUGAUUGAUAAAGUUAUGGAAGAGAAAGCAGAACCUGAAAAUACUGAGUUGUCUGAUGAAACACAAGAAAAUACAGAAGUGAAAUCACAGCCUUGUGAAGUAUGUGGGAAGUUAUUGACAAGUAAUUUAUCAUCUUCCCAUAAAUGUGUUCACUCUGGUAAAAAACAGCAUCACUGUGAUAUAUGUCAUAAAAACUUCUCGACCAGUGACAGUUUAAAUUCCCACAAGAGGAUUUAUACAGGAAAGAAACCAUACCAAUGUGAUGUCUGUGAUGAAACAUUUUGUAGAAAGGGUCGUUUAUCUGACCAUGUACGUAUUCACACUGGAGAAAGGCCAUACUACUGUGAUAUUUGUGAUAAAUCAUUUUCUAGACGGGAUCAUUUCUCUCAGCACAAACGUAUUCACACAGGAGAAAAACCAUACCAUUGUGAUGUAUGUGGUAAAAAUUUCUCUCAAAAGGGUCGUUUAUCUAUCCACACAGGAGAAAAACCUUACCAUUGUGGUACAUGUGGUAAAGCAUUCUCUGAAACUGGUCAUUUAGUUUCCCACAAACGUAUUCAUACAGGAGAAAAACCAUACCACUGCGGCAUUUGUAGUAAAACAUUUUCUGUGCCUAGUAAUUUAGUUUCUCAUAUACGUAUACACACAGGAGAAAGACCAUUCCAAUGUGAUAUUUGUGAUGAAACAUUCUCUACAAAGGGUCAUUUGUCUGGCCACAUACGUAUACAUACAGGGGAACAUCCAUAUCAUUGUGAUAUCUGUGAUAAAAAUUUUUCUCAAAGUGGUCAUUUCUCUAAACACAAACGUAUUCACACAGGAGAACGUCCUUACCAUUGUGAUGUUUGUGGUAAAAGAUUCUCUCAAAGUGGUCUCUUCUCUCGACACAAACAUAUUCAUACAAGAGAAAAAUCAUAGCUAUGUAGUCAUUGUCAUUACAUCCACUUAUCCAUGUUUGCAUAGGUCAGAUGAAACCUGAGUUAUAUGCUUUGCCUGUCACCAGUCUUCACCUGUUUCCUAAUAAGGUAAUAUUAUGUUCUUCUAGUACUUCAAACAACACAUUAAUACACACAUGUAUGCUCAUAUAUAUAUCAUAAUCAUCAUCAUUUAACAUCAGUUUUCCAUGCUAGCAUGGGUUGGAUGGUUUGACCAGGGCUGAUAAGGCCAGGGGCUGCAUCAGGCUCCAUUGUCUGUUCUGGCAUGGUUUCUAUGACUGGAUGCCUUUCCUAACACCAACCACUGCACAUGCACAGAGCUUACUGGGUUCUUUUUAUACGAUACCAGCCCAGUGCUUUUAACAUGAUACCAGUACUGGUAUCAAUUCUGCUGUGGCAGAUGGGUCUUCUUGAGUAUAGUUUCCAUCUCCCAAAUUUCACCCACAAGGCAUGAGUUAACAAUGCCCAUGAUAUGGAAACGGACACUAAAUUGCAUGGUUUCAAAGCAAACUUCUUAACCAUACAACCAUGUUUGUGCCUGUAUAUCUGUGAUCAAAUAUUUUCUACAAAUCACCAUAUAUUUGAUGAUGUAGAUUUUAACACAAUUGUCAUCAUCAGUGUUUUAUUGUCUAUUAUUGUAUACUGACAAUGUAUAUAAUAUCCCAUAAAUCAUGUUUGCAACCAUCUGAAUACCCUACUUUUAUAGCCUUUCUGCACCUUUCUUUCUGCCAGCUAUCAAAUUCAUGCUUACUUCUUUUAUGGAGCAAGCCUCUUCCUGGAUGUUACUGAUAUUUCAUACUCCUAGUACUUUGAUUUUGGAAUUGUUUGCAAUAAAGAACUAGGUUACAUGCAACAUCUGGAUGAUGAAAUACAAUGAGAAUGACAGUGUUGGAAAAUAUGUAGGAAAACAUCAAGUAUUAUAAUUUUGCUGAUUUAGAAUGCAAUCUGUGGUUAACUUGCCUAUGAGGAACAAGAAUAUGGACAUAAACUAAAGUAACCACUAACAUCAUUGAAGCAUUAGGAAUGUGGAUAUACAGAAGGAUGUUGAGGUUGUCAUGGACAGAACAUAAAAUAUGAAAAAUAUUUUAUAAUACACUCCACCAACUGCCAGCGGGGUAAGCUAGAGGUAGUAGAUAGCUUCCGUUAUCUAAGUGACCAAGUCAGUUGCAGAGAUGGAUGCUGUGAGAAUAAGAAUAGGCUGGGCAAAAUUCAGAGAUCCUGCCUCUGUUGGCAACAAAGUGCCUCUCCCUCAGAGUGAAAGGCAGACUGUAUGAUGCCUGUGCACAAACAGCUAUGCUACACAGCAGUGAAACAUGGGCUGUGACAGCCAAGGAUAUGCAUAGGCUUGAAAGAAAUGAAGCUAGUAUGCUUCACUGGAUGUGCAUAUAUGACAGUAUAAGUGUCUUGAGAGAAAAGCUGGGCAUAAGAGGCAUCAAAUGUGGAGUGCAAGAGAGACAGCUGCACUGGUAUGGUCAUGUGAUGCAUAUGGACAAGGACAGCUGUGUAAAGAAGUGUCUAACUCUGACUGUGGAGGGAACCUGUGCUAGAGGUAGACCCAGGAAGACAUGGGAUGAGGCAGUGAAGCAUGAUCUUCAAAUGUUGAGCCUCACAGAUAUACCAUCCUUGAGAAGACCUGUCAAGCCAUAUGAAAUCAUAGUCAUGGCCAAUUCUGGUUUCAUUUAACAAGCACCUUUCAAGUAUUGGGCCUCAUGGAUGCAUUGUAGCCAAUGCUAGUGGCAUGUGAAAAGCACCUUUCAAGUGUUGGGCUUCACGGAGCUAAUGACCAAGACUUUUGACAUUAUGCCAUGUUUGAGAAGAAAACCCAUCAAGUUAAGUGGAAACAUAGACGUGGCAGAUACUAGUGUCACACAACUAGCACUUGUGCCAGUGGCAUGUAAAAGUACCCAUUACACUCUCAGGGUGGUUGACAUUAAGAAGGGCAUCCAGCCGUAGAAAACCAUGCCAAAUCAGACUGGUGUCUGGUGCAGCCUUCCAGCUUGCCAGCCCUGGUCAAACCAUGCCAGCAUGAACAACAGAUGUUAAAUGAUGAUGAUAUGGUAAGGUCAUGCAGAUUAGGAUAAAAUUUAUUUAAAGCUGAAAUCUCUUGAGCUGUUGCUCUGUUUUACCAUUUCUGCCAUCAGAUGGCCUGAGGAAAAUGCCAGUAGUGUUAUAUUUAUGAUUUGG